Messenger RNA from Exophiala mesophila, 1338 nucleotides. RefSeq lists its product as uncharacterized. Lineage: Eukaryota; Fungi; Ascomycota; Eurotiomycetes; Chaetothyriales; Herpotrichiellaceae. The transcript has 4 exons. The coding region runs from base 1 to 1338 and encodes 445 amino acids. The record is from RefSeq and is a predicted model, not a curated record. Gene Ontology annotation, cellular component: nucleoplasm; cytoplasm.
AUGGCUAGCCGAUUACAAGGCGAGCGAGUUUUCUGCCAUCAGUGCGAAAAUGAGUGGGAUCGGGCUCAUGGUGGCUUGACGUGCCCCAGGUGCGAAGGCGAGUUUGUCGAGAUUUUGGAACCCGAGACAAGAUCAUCAUUAGAUCACACACAAAGUCCCCCUCAAUCGCCGACUGCGCCGCCGAUACCACCGCAUCCCAAUCGCUCUCCCUUGCACGACUUGUUCGGCCAUAACCCAUGGGAGCAUGACGACAGCGACCCUGAAGUGCCCCUGCCUGAUCCCCUCCAACACCGACGUUCUCCCAAUAACUUCACUACCUUUGAGUUUUCUAAUCGCUAUAACGCCGGGAGAAUAUCUAUAAGCACUAGGACCGUUCGGAGCGGAGGAUUCGGUAACAAUGAUCGAGACAUGCCCAACCUUGGUCCUCUCCUAGGCCCUCAAGCAAGGCUAUUUGGAACAUUCACCACGGGUACAUUUCCUGGCCGAGACCCUCGGGCUGGACCACAGCCGGGCAACUUGCAAGAUUUGUUUUCGAUGAUGCUCCAGUCUAUGCAACAACCCGACGGUUUCAGAAUGCAACAACGGGGAGAUUGGGACGAGGGUGAAAGAAACCCCGAGCCAUAUCCCACCCCGUUUGAUUUGUUGGGCGCUCUAUUCAACCCAGGACAAGGCGGUAGACACGGAGACAUGGUGUUUUCUCAAGAGGCAUUCGACCAAGUCAUGUCACAAUUGAUGGAACAGAACAGCGGCAGCAGUGCUCCACCACCGGCUUCAGCAGAGGCUAUCCAGGCAUUAGAAAAGAAGAAGAUUGAUGCGGAGAUGCUGGGAACUGAAGGCAGAGCGGAAUGCUCAAUAUGCAUGGAAGAGGUGUCGCUGGGAGCCGAGGUGACGGUGUUGCCGUGUAAGCAUUGGUUUCACGGUGAAUGCGUGACGGCGUGGUUGAAGGAGCACGAUACAUGCCCACAUUGCCGAAGUCCCAUCUCGUCCUCAGCAUCUCGACCACAAGGGAGUGAGUCUUCGGGAGGAAGAAACCGACGGGCGUCAUCCAUUUCAAGUCCUCGGGCACCUGCAUCCGACGGAACCAGACAAAACCCAAUCCACAUACCAGAAACCCCAAGCGAAAUGCGAGAAGCUCGUCGACGGUACUAUGGAGAAUCAUCUCAAGAUGCAGGACACGACCAUCAGGGUUACCGCAGCAGUGAGGAGUCAACGCGGCACUCACGACGAGACAGUCGAGGCCAGCACGGGGACGACAACACAGCCAACAACAAUGGCACCAGUACCAACGGUGGUGGAGGUUUUGGAGGUUGGCUCCGACAUCACUUGCCCUUUUCAUGA